Molecule: messenger RNA, 453 nt
Organism: Peronospora matthiolae
Lineage: Eukaryota; Oomycota; Peronosporomycetes; Peronosporales; Peronosporaceae
Source: the annotation of a GenBank genome assembly
AUGUCAAAAGUUGACGACUCCAUCGAGGACGAGGUGCCUGCAGUACGAAGUGCCAGCACGUUUGACACCUCCUCAACGUCGAUCGAUACUAGCAGUAGCAGUAGCCGUAAAACUCGCCAAAAGCUCAUGAGGUUCGAGCCAUCCAGUUGCUCACUAGCAUCGGAGAUUAUCCUCUUGCGGGAGCUCAAACUCGUACCGGUGAAGCUGUACCCGUUAGCAGCUCUCUCGAGCAAUGCACGUCCGUCUCUUCUUGUCGCGCAUCGAGUGGAUCGCCAUCCACGAGGUCCUCAGCGUGACGAAGGGGUUGUAGUACUACGUCCUGAACGUGUACCAGAAAUGCCAGCAAAAGGACUACCAGCUAUUGCUGCUCGCAACCGAUCGACAAGACCGUUCGGUCGUACAAGACAUACCGGAUUCCGAGCCGGAGACUCGACGUCCGGACUACCAGAUUGA